Racocetra persica is the source of this 792-nucleotide messenger RNA. The record is from the annotation of a GenBank genome assembly. NCBI's taxonomy places the organism in Eukaryota, Fungi, Glomeromycota, Glomeromycetes, Diversisporales, Gigasporaceae.
AUGAACAACCUAAUUUCGAAUACUAUAAAUACUUAUAAUGAUCCUGACAAAGAUUUCAAAAUUCUUGAUGAUGGUAAUAAUUCAGGAAGUUUUGACGAACAACAAACUUCUUCGCUAUCAACACAUAGUACAAAUAAUACAGAAAACAAUAUAAAUUUAUAUGACCUUCAUGUUGAUGGAACAGCAAUAGAAAUUGCUAGAAUUUAUGCUAAUUCAGCAUCACAAACAAUACAAGAGCAAGUUGAAGAAACUAAUAUAGAUUGGCUUACAUCUGAACUCGAUACAGUAUCAAGUAAAGAAUCUUUAUAUGAAACGGAUAGCUAUCGUGAUGAAGUAGAUAUAGAAAUCGAUACUACAAAUACUAAAAAUAUUAAACGUUCAUAUAAUUUUAAAGCAGUAGAUGAAAUUAUAACAACAUCAAAAACAAAUAGAUUAAAUGUACUAGGAGUUUAUUCAAGUCAUUUUAACUUUGAUAAUAAACGAUUACAUAGCAAUCUAAAAAAAGAAGUUUCUAUAAAUGAAGCAUUUGUUCACAGGAAAAAAUGUUUAUUUUGUGGACAUGACAAAUACCUAUUUAGUCGUGGGAUGGUCUGUACUGGACUAAAAGUUUGUCUAAUUUUUCAUGAAAAUGAUUUUACUAAAUUGGUAUCUAACGCUAGAUAUACACGUUAUAUCUGUGCAUCAUGUUUUAUAGUAGAAGGUGGACAUUUGUAUAUAAAAGAAGAAUAUGGUGCAAUAAAUAACAUAUCUGAAUUUGCUGAAAAAGAUAUUCAAACUAUUCUUCUUGACGAA